Molecule: messenger RNA, 1970 nt
Organism: Diprion similis
Lineage: Eukaryota; Metazoa; Arthropoda; Insecta; Hymenoptera; Diprionidae
Product: hemolymph lipopolysaccharide-binding protein-like
Exons: 2
Coding region: 200-913 (237 amino acids)
Source: RefSeq, a predicted model, not a curated record
GUUCCUCCAGGAAGAGCGUUUAUCGUCUAUCUUGUUUCGUCUCCAAACAUAAUACGCGCGUGUAUCGCCGAUAGGAAACGGCUAAUUAGUGCGGUUGAACCCGAAGUCUGACAGAGGGACUUCAGUCGACUGCAGGACGCAGUGAUAUUUGGACGUUCUUGCGUGGUGAUAUUUUUUCCUACCUACGCGUUCUAAAGCCAUGUGGAAAUUGCUGGUCAUCCUCCUUUCCAGCGGAGUCUUCGGUGGUCCGUUGGAGAACGAAUCGCCGCCGGCCUUCAGACCUGGCAGCCUCGGAACUGCGGAAGAACCGUGCCAUUGUCCUUCGCCCUCAAUGUCUUCUGCCCAGAUCGAAUCACCCACCAUGGCGAAUCGCCCUCAGCUCUCCUCUGGCACCGGUAUCCGCACCAAUUCGUUGCACAACCUGGUCUACAACGGAAUGCCUUGUGUAUGCAGCCUCGGUCCCUCCAGGAUUCCGAUAAGGGACGACUACGUUUACACGCCGGGCAUCGGCUCGCACAAACUUCACACGCGAGCUAUGGUCUGGAACGACGCGAGGAAGGUCUGCAACGACGAAGGCGGCCACCUUGCUAUCAUUAACUCUGUCUCCGAGGCUCGGGUGCUGAUGGACAUAUUCAACAGGUCAAGUCCGGUGAAGGGCGCAGCCUACGAUCACGUGGCGUACCUUGGAAUUCACGACCUGUACAAAGAGGGCGAAUGGGUUACGAUUUCAGGGGAAUCUUUGGCUCAAACUGGAUAUACCAGAUGGACAGACAAGUGGGGUGGUCAGCCAGACAACGGUGAUGGCAAACAGAACUGUGGUGUGUUGUACAAGGAAGGAGGCAUGGACGACGUAUUCUGCGAGGCAGCUUUUGCAUACUUCUGCGAACUGCCCACAAUUCAAUUCAUCAAUUGAUUCGAUUGUCGCAAUAGCCGAUCUUCGCAGAAUUCCGUUCACCGUAUGAUACCUGAUUUAUUUUAUUUGUCAAUUUCGAAAAUGGUGUCGACUGUAAAAUCUUCUUUCUAGUAUUUUGCUCGAACUUAGAGAUUGAAUACAUUGUUAUUUGCAAUAAAAAUGAAUUUGCUUUUCAAGUUUGAUCGUCACGCAGCGCAAAAUCUACGACUUAUACAUAUCUGGUUGUAGUUUAUAAUGCUGGUCGGAGAAUUCAUACAAAACGCAAUACGGUUACAGUGCGGUCGAGCUUAAGUCACGAUUCUGAUGCAUCAUGCCUCUUUGUGUGGUUGAAAAAACAUUUUUUCUUCCCCGGCUCAGAGUUUUUACACCUCGUUAGCAAAUAUCUGUACCGAUGCUCGAGAACUUCAAUUGGCACAACCUUUUUAUUUUAGUUCUGAAAUUUUUUGACCAACUGUUUAGCGCACGAUUAACCCAGGUGUGUGCUGUUCGUGAGAGUACGCGGUGAAUCGUCAUUGGCAGGAUGACGUUACUCAUUUUACUGGAUAUCCUUGCUAAUUGCCAACAAACAUCGCUGCCGGCAUAUGCAAGAAGUUCCAAAGGAUCGCAUGUAGCUGACGCUCCCUAACUGAGCCUUGGCUCCUGCACUCGUUGUGCCAUUCUGGCUUAACACACCUCGCGGCGUAGUCUAGUUCAUAAAUAUCGAAACAAGGAGAUUAAAUCCGCCGGGUUUACAGGCGCUUCAUAAAUUUUGAAUUCUCAAUCUGACGGUAGCACUGCAGCUAAAGUCGUCGAUCGAUGUAUGUGUGUUGCAAUAUAUGCUACGUCGAUUUCCACUUCUUUUUCUUCUCUGAAAAUCAAGAACCAGUUGGCAAUCAUUGCCGUAAGUAGUCACGCCACCGACGAAAGAUACUGCCAAUUGGGUGAUUCAAUUUACCAUUAAGAUAGGUAGAUCUGUUAAUUACUGUAAUUCAUUAACCUUACACAUAUGCGCACUCGAUGCAGCUCGAUAGAUAUUAACUAAUAUAACUUUGAAUUCCAUACAGUUUCAUUUGAGAUG